Tribolium castaneum (red flour beetle) is the source of this 1467-nucleotide messenger RNA. It is a transcript of the gene mRpS29, whose product is annotated as mitochondrial ribosomal protein S29. The record is from RefSeq and is a predicted model, not a curated record. Gene Ontology annotation, biological process: apoptotic process. Gene Ontology annotation, molecular function: structural constituent of ribosome. NCBI's taxonomy places the organism in Eukaryota, Metazoa, Arthropoda, Insecta, Coleoptera, Tenebrionidae. The transcript has 3 exons. Gene Ontology annotation, cellular component: mitochondrial small ribosomal subunit; mitochondrial ribosome. The coding region runs from base 267 to 1427 and encodes 386 amino acids.
UUUUAGUUGAUGCAGGGGCUUUUAGUAUCUACGCCUUUUGUAAAAAAAUAUUUUUCAUUUAUUUAAAGGUCAUUAAUGGACUUUUCCAACCCGCUGGGAAACCUGUAACCCCUGUAACCAUAUUCAUAUUCCACAAAGUGAGGUUAUGUUUCAACAUUGUUCUUUCGAAUCAAACAUUCAACUCUCGAAAUAAUUUUAUUUAUGAAACACAAUUGAAGUAAAACGAACUUUUUCACCGUCUUAUCUGCUACGAAACUAAAAUUAAAAUGAUCAAAUCCGGCACGUUCAAGUCCCUGUUGAGACGCCACAAAAACGUUUUGCACUUUUGCCAAUUGUCUUCAGCCGCCCAACCACAGUCAGACCCCAAAAGCCACAGUUUUCGUACCGAUGAGAACGACCCCCUUAAACACACCCUUGAUCAUGUGGGGCAGUACUACAGAGUCCCCCAAAAUGAGUGCAAAGUAUAUCUAUACGGGGGUUUACCCAAAUCGUACGAAAUCCAAACAAAGACCUUCAAUGAAACUUGUUUAAUGGUGAGGAAACCUUCAGUCGAUAUUAUAAAUUGUUUGAAAGGGCUUGAUUACACAAAACCCGCCGUACGUUUUGUCCUAUUUGGUAAAAAAGGAAGUGGCAAGAGUUUGACAAUGGCACAUGUGUUACACUACGCCCAAAAGGCCGGUUUUUUGCUGGUCCAUGUCCCUUGGCUGGGCAAUUGGAUGCGGAACCCUAAGGAACUGAGCAGCUCUGAGACUAGAGAAGGGUUUUAUGAUUUAAAUCUGGACGCGGCUGCGUGGUUGGUGCACUUUAAGUCGCAGAAUGAGCAUUUGCUGAGCGCCCCUGAGCUUAAAACGACUCGGGAGCAUGUUUGGAGUAAACGUGAGAGUACACCAAAAGAUUCUAGUUUGCUUGAAUUGAUUGAUCAUGGCAUUAAUCGGCUGAAAUAUGCAUCAGAGUGUGUUCUUGCCCUAGCUGAAGAAUUGAAACAAUUGACUAAAGCUGGAAAUUGUAAAACUCUAGUGGCAAUUGAUGGUUUCAAUGCGUUUUUCUACCCAAAAACUCGUGUUUUUAAGGAGAAGAAGGAAGUGGUUCCGCCAAAUAAAAUCACACUGACUGAGGCUUUUCUCAGUUUGACCAAAUUUGAUUGGAAUAAUGCGGCAAUCGUUGUCACAGUUGAUGAAAUUGCCAUUGCUGAGGAAGAUCACAAGUCGCAUUUUCCAAGGUAUCUCUUGGGUAAGGAAGGAUUUGAACAUUUGGACCCUUUUGUGCCCGUUUUUGUUGACGCUUAUUCACCAAAAGAGCUCACAAGUUGUAUGGAUUAUUACAGAGAAAGGAAGUGGGUUAGGUAUUUCCCACAACAGGAUGAAGAAUUGGCGUCACUAAGUGCAUAUAAUCCUUAUAAAUUAAUGAAGUUAUGCAUAUCGCUUUAAAUGUAACUUAAUUAGAGUAAAUAAAAUUGAAUUACAGUAA